Messenger RNA from Bufo gargarizans (Asiatic toad), 8805 nucleotides. RefSeq names its product protein phosphatase 2 regulatory subunit B'epsilon (gene PPP2R5E). The coding region runs from base 403 to 1806 and encodes 467 amino acids. Lineage: Eukaryota; Metazoa; Chordata; Amphibia; Anura; Bufonidae. Gene Ontology annotation, biological process: protein dephosphorylation; signal transduction. The record is from RefSeq and is a predicted model, not a curated record. The transcript has 14 exons. Gene Ontology annotation, molecular function: protein phosphatase activator activity. Gene Ontology annotation, cellular component: cytosol; nucleus; protein phosphatase type 2A complex.
GGGGCUAAGCGGCCAGGCAUGUUAGGUUGUGUUUGUGUUCUGUGUGCCAUGGACUCAGCCCAGUGAUAUUGACAAUAGAGAGGAAAUUGACAAGAGGGGGGCCCCGUCCUGACCGCCGCCAGCAGCGCUCCGCUCCCUCUGCCCCCCAGGGACAGCCACGGGCCCAGGGAAUGUGACUCCCUUUUCUUGUCGGGGAUUCUCGCGGUGAUUGUGAACGGAAGGAGGAUUAUCCGGGGCUCGCAGGAACAAGCUGCUGCCGGGGGAAGCGCUGAGGCCUAGACUGCGAGCGAAGCCAGCCACAGGGAAGGACGGGAGGGAGGGAGAAGCCUCUGCCAGCGGCGCCGGUUACCAGGAAACCCCCUGCAAAAUCUCUAAUCCCUAUUAAGAGCUCCAAGUAGGGAUAUGUCCUCAGCACCAACCACUCCUCCAUCAGUGGAUAAAGUAGACGGAUUUUCUCGGAAGUCCGUCAGAAAAGCCAGGCAGAAGAGGUCACAGAGCUCUUCACAGUUUAGGUCUCAGGGCAAGCCUAUAGAGUUAACGCCUCUGCCUCUGCUUAAAGACGUCACAACCACAGAGCAGCCCGAACUGUUCCUCAAGAAACUUCAGCAGUGCUGUGUCAUAUUUGAUUUCAUGGAUACACUGUCUGAUCUUAAAAUGAAGGAAUACAAGCGGUCUACUCUGAACGAGCUGGUUGACUACAUCACGAUAAGCAGAGGCUGCCUCACAGAACAGACGUAUCCUGAAGCAGUAAGAAUGGUAUCUUGCAAUAUAUUUAGGACCCUCCCUCCGAGCGACAGCAACGAGUUUGAUCCUGAAGAAGAUGAACCCACCCUCGAGGCGUCGUGGCCGCACUUACAGCUUGUAUAUGAAUUUUUCAUACGAUUUUUGGAAAGCCAAGAAUUUCAGCCCAGUAUUGCCAAAAAGUACAUAGAUCAAAAAUUUGUAUUACAGCUCUUAGAGCUUUUUGACAGUGAAGACCCUCGUGAAAGGGACUACUUAAAAACAGUCUUACACAGAAUUUAUGGCAAAUUUCUUGGGCUUAGAGCGUUUAUUCGAAAACAGAUUAACAAUAUUUUUCUACGAUUUGUUUAUGAAACAGAACACUUUAAUGGUGUAGCAGAACUGCUGGAAAUAUUAGGAAGUAUUAUCAAUGGCUUUGCAUUACCUCUGAAAUCGGAACAUAAACAGUUCCUUGUGAAAGUGCUGAUCCCCCUGCACACGGUCAGGAGCUUAUCCCUCUUCCACGCACAGCUGGCAUAUUGUAUAGUACAGUUCCUGGAAAAAGACCCUUCCCUCACAGAACCAGUCAUUAGAGGAUUGAUGAAGUUCUGGCCAAAAACCUGUAGUCAAAAAGAGGUCAUGUUUCUUGGCGAGUUGGAGGAGAUCUUGGACGUCAUUGAACCAUCACAGUUUGUCAAAAUCCAAGAGCCUUUGUUUAAACAGAUUUCCAAGUGCGUUUCCAGCCCUCAUUUCCAGGUGGCGGAACGAGCGUUAUACUAUUGGAACAAUGAAUAUAUCAUGAGUUUAAUAGAAGAGAACUCAAAUGUCAUCCUUCCCAUCAUGUUUGCAAGCCUGUACAGGAUUUCUAAAGAACACUGGAAUCCGGCGAUCGUCGCUCUCGUCUACAACGUGUUAAAAGCCUUCAUGGAGAUGAACAGCACCUUGUUUGAUGAACUGACAGCCACUUACAAGUCAGAUCGCCAGCGUGAGAAGAAGAAAGAAAAGGAACGCGAAGAACUAUGGAAAAAAUUAGAGGACCUUGAACUUAAGAGAGGUCUUAGGAGCGACGGCAUUAUCCCGACUUAACAAAAGGCAAUGAUUUCAUCCUUAUCCUGUGGAGUCACAUGUAUGUAGUAGAAGAUGGAGCAGCAGUUUUCUGUAUCGUGCAACUUUACAGUAGAUAACAUUUGUUUCCUUAUUACAACAGCACUGUAUAUAACUGUCUAAGAGAAAAAAAGGCAAAAAAAAAAAGCAAAACAAAAAAAAUUCUAUGGACUUUAAUCCAAAGUUUGGACACUAGAUGAACUUCUCAGAACUUUGCAAACAUAAUCAUUUUUCUUUACAUCUUCUCGGAUCUUGAUGAAAAUUUGACAGUGUCAACCCCCCCCCCCCUCCUCCAGUUUUGUCAGGCACUUGAUAUUUAUCGUUGGGCAGAGUAUCGCAGUGUUUCGGAUCCAGGCGCCCCUUAUUCAAUUCAGCUUCUCUUUCUGCUAAACUGUAUAAAUCUAUUUAUAUAGUUAAAAAUGUUAAAAAAAAAAAUAUUAAAAAAAAAGAGGAAAAUUCUGAGUUUGCAGAACACCCUCCUCCUCCUCCUCUGGAUACCAUUUCCCCUUUCUGUAACUGUUAUUUCUUUUUCCUUCGUAAUUUUAAUUUUUUUUUCUAGAGCUCAAUGUCUUAGCAGAACUGUUUCCCUCGCAGCAACGGUUUUGUGAACUGGUGUGUAAUAUACCUAAUUUAUUUAUUUUUUUAAACUAUUGGGCAUGCAUUAGAGCCGUGACAUCCUCCAGCUCGUGGCAUUACACAAAGAGGUUGCAUGCCCAUGCCCUAAUGCAUAUACAUUAGCCCGAAUGAGCAGCAGAGGUUCCCCCCCCCCCAAAAAAAAUUAAGUGUGUGUAUAUGUGUAAUAAUAUAUAUAUAUAUACACACACACACACUAUCCUGUAUGCAUUAUGGCAGCGAUAAGAAGCCUGCAGCACAUCUGCUGUAAAAUGCUGGGGGUUGUAGUUUCACAACAGUGAAAGUCGCAGAUUGCACACAACGUAAUGUAUAACCAAUGGGAAAAAAAACUGCUCUAGAGCUUUUUACAAAAAAAAUUAAAAAUAAUCUGUAAAAGCUCUUCUGCUUCUUUUGACUAUUCUGUACGCAUUAGAGCAGUGAUGUGAAGCCUGCAGCACCUCUGCUGGGGGUUGUAGUUUCACAACACCUGAAGAGGCGCAGAUUGCACACUCUAAUGUAUAACCAGUAGUCAAAAAAAAAAAAAAAAGGUUCCAGAGCUAGUUUAGUAAAAAUUUAAAUAAAACCUGUAAAAGCUCUUGUGCUUAUUUUAACGAUUUGAGCCGUUGUUAGACUACAACCCCCAGCCUUAAGCUGUCCGCGGCCGGAUGUUGGAGCUUUGUAAUAGUACUACCUUAGAGCGUUUUGUGCGUCAUCCUGCGGCUCUCCAGCUGUUGUAGAAUGCUGGGAGUUGCAGGCCACGGCUCUGUAAUGCAUGCGCAAUAGUCAAAAUCUGACCCAGAGCUCUGGAGCCUGUUCUCACUGUCAGUGCAACCUGCGCCCUACGUUACCAUUGAGCUUGCACCCUCUAUAUAUGAAACCCUGACAACCGUGUAAGACCCAAUCAGUAUUAGGUUUGUACCCGCCGCACCCACUGCAACACACAACACAGGGCUGUUUUAGAAUCCUAUAUAAAUAUAUAUAUAUAUAUAUAUUUUAGCCAUUAUUAUCCUACAAAUUUUAUUGGACCAUUUUGAAAUAAAGAUAUAUAUAAAAAAAACUAAAAAAAACACUAAACGGUGAAAACAGGACAAGGUGUUGUUGGAGUGGUACCGAUUGUAUUCACAGACAGAUCCGUUUUCGAGCUCUUUGGAAGUCAUUUGCCUUAUUUUUUAGUAAAUGUGUUUUAUUCAAGUAUUCCAGCAAUAGAGGCUGUAACCCUCUAGGAAACACGCUCACGAGAAGAAAGAGAGAGAGAAAAAGGUCAUGUUGCGGUAUUCUUCUGGACAUUAGAUCUGUACGUCACAGUGCCAGCCCCCUGUCGGGAAGGGAUUUAUUAUUUUUUUUAAAUUUUGCCUGCAACAUCAGUCUGCAUUCUGAACUUGGAUGCUCAUUUCAACUACUGUGUUCACCAUCGAAAGUGGUUCUUCAAAUGCUACUGAAAAAAAACAAAAAAAACAACAAAAAAAAAUGGAAAAAGAAAUUCUGGAAAUUCCUAUUGUCCUGAGUAUUAAUAAAGAUAAAAUGCUUUUAUAUCAAAGGUGCAUUGUGACCAAAUUGUUUAAAACCAAGUGAAGAGUGUUGGCCGCCCGUUGCGCUAGGAACCAACCAAAAGCGGAGUAUUUUGGCAGGAAAUAAAUGUAUUUAGUGUUAAAAGUGUGAAUAUUUAGCGGCAGAGGACUGAUCUGCAUUCUGACAUCAUCCAGGGGCCCAUGGCUAGCAGCGCAGUGUCUUGUAUCUACCUAUACUAGGUAGAUCUUGCUGAAUUAACCUGUCCCCUCUUCUGACAAGUCUGUUUUAGCAACUACUUCCCUAUGUAAUAACAAUUCUGCAGCAUCUUUGCUGUGCUGUUCCUCUAUUAUUCCUGCUAAAGGUACAAAUGGGUAUUACCAUUUGGGAGGUGGGGGGGGUGUCCCUGCGCAUUCUGAUUCUAUCCAGUCAGUGCCAGACUGUGCAGGGGUACACCCCUAAUUGGUAAUGCAUUGUUGGCCUUUUUUUGAAUUAAUUCUAGCAGAAAUAAUUGGUACAAUGUAGUGUCAUAAGAAUAGAUGCCUCAGAAUUGUCAUGUCAUGUGGAAUAGAAUUAGUUACUAAAAGAGGAAUAUUAGGAGAGGUGACAGGUCCUCUUCAAAGGGGUUGUCAGGUCAGUAAAAAUUAUUUUUUUGAAAAGGCUCUGCAUGCUGAGUACCGUUCUGAUCAGUGCUUCUGCUGUCCCCCUGCCAGUCUCUACUUCCUGUCCACGGGGACGUGUGACCGCUGCAGCCAGUCACUGGUUAGUGAUUGACUUAAGUGUCACAUAAUACCGGCAGGGAAUCCCAGAAUUGUCGGAAAGGGAGCAUCACCCUAACCCACUUUUUUUUUCCCAAAUCUUUACUGGCCAGAAAGCCCCUUUAAAACUGGUUUGUCAGUGAUAAACUGCUACUUGUACUCACCACUAUGGAAGAGGUGGUCUCUUCUCCUCCAAAAACUGCACUACCGCCGUCAGUGGGCCAAUUUUGCUGAAUGUGACUGAUCUGCAGUACUACGAAUUACACAUAUUCAAGAGUGGUGCGGUUUCUGGAAAAGGAGACCUUCUAGUUCCUUCAUAAGCUCAUACAACCACUUUACCAUAUGUGUUUAACAUGACGGGUAUUAUUUUUUUAUUUUUCUGUAUGGUGCUGCCCAACAUUGUUCAUCCCAGAGAAAAAACAUUAGGAGAUCAGCUGAGAAACAUGAACACGGCCAGUCCUGUCUUUCUGUGUGUUAACAACCAGCCGUGUCAGUGUCCGCCAUACUCUAGAUACUUGGAAAUAUUGUACUAAGCGGACGGCCACGCUGUAAAAUUUUCUGAUGCAGUUCCGGAAGCCAAAACCAGGAGUGAAUUCCAAAAAGAGAAGUUGUCUCUGUCCUUUCUACAGUCUCUCUUUUUUUUUUUAUGAUUCACUCCUGGUUUUGGCUUCCAAAACUGCAUUAGGAAACGUGACCGUGUUGCCUUCCCCUUAUGGUCUAUGGUCGUCUUUAGGGUUUUUAUUUGCACAUAAAGUGAAAUUGUGGUGGCCGCAUUUUAUCCAGUCUUGAUCAGGGUUCACAGUCGGGUAUGUAAUGUCUUGAGGUGUUCGUUUCAUUGAACCGAGCACAGGACAAACAGUUUUAGUCCUGAUCUUGAGAAUGUUAGUCUUGCACCAUAUUAAAGGAAAAAAAUAUAGUAUUCUGGCCUCAAGAGGACUCUUGAUGCCUGUCUGUUGGGCACCCCCCUGGCUCUUGAUGCCUGUCUGUUGGGCACCCACCUGGCUCUUGAUGCCUGUCUGUUGGGCACCCACCUGACUCGUGAUGCCUGUCUGUUGGGCAUCCACAAGUCUUGUGAUGCUGGUCUAUUGGUUAUCUACAGGACUCAUGAUGCUGGACUCUUGGGCAUUCACUCCUAAUAGGUUCAAUGACUUGGAAGAACAUCAAGGAUUCUGCUCUGAUGGUCCAGUCUGCAGAAUCAUUGCCUUCUCCACCAUGUGUUAGAUCAGCAGUAGACCAGCUCCCAAUGGAAUCUUUCUUCGCAAAUUCUAAGCUUGUCAUGUGCUCGGUUCAAUGAUGUAACUGAAAAUAUCCAUUAAAAUAUAUAAAAAAAUUACCUUAUUUGGAUUGGUCACUCAGGUUUCCGUUAGGGGACGGUGAGUACUGACCAUCCCCUGUUGAUGGAAUUAGUUUGCUGCCCGGUGUGGUGGGCCAUGUUUUUGAACUGAUUAACUCUUCCCUCGAUAUUCACAUGGCAAGAGAUUCAGGGCACCAAAGUCUUCUCCAUAUGUACAUAAAUAUAUUUUGUUAAUACUUGCAUAAUGUUAUAUAGUCGAGGGCUUUUAAUGAAGUAAUGUGUCUAUGGAGAUAGUUAAAGGGGUUGGCCACUUAAUAUUUUUUUUCUCCGAUGUGCUGAAAACAGCACUUUAAGCCAUGGAGUAAAAUAAAAUACAACAAUAAUAUUUGCCGGGCACUUGCUCUAGUUUGCUGUUGCACUGUCCAGAUUUAUUCAAUGGAGGCCGUAGUGGAACGCCUCUGGUCUUGUGCCCGUUUAUUAACAGCUACGUUGGUGCGGCCUGCAGUCCUGGAGCAAACUGUGCUAAAUCAGUAGAUGUCACUUAUCAGAGGACAUACGUUAAUGAUCUAAUAACUGCAUUAGUUAUCCAAUCCCUAAAAUGCCUCCCCAUAUGCCUGGGCCCCUCACAGAGGUUGGCCCUACCUGGCUCCCCAGCAUUCGUGUUGCUUCUGACUCCUGCACGGCCCUUUAAGGUGCUCUUUCCAGCAGCCAACCCCUUUGACAUAUAAGUUUAGCUGAGACAUGAUAAUUCUAUGACCAAUAGGCUUCAAAUUUCUUUUACUAUAGUCAUAGUUAGAACAUGAUGCUUUGUGUAAUUUUGGGCAAUGUUCACAAUUGUACUGUUUUCUUAUUUGUACAAACUGUAAAGGGAUUUUCUGAGAUUCUUAUAUUCAUGUCCUGUUGUCAAGAUAGGCCAUCGGUAUCAGAUCGGGGGGGGGGGGGGCAGACACCUUGCACCCCGGCCGAUCAGCUGUUCGGUAAUAGCUCCAGCUCUGGAAAUAGGCAGCAGAACUACACAACUCUGUCCACGGAGCUGGUGACUGCAGCGCUGCUAUGAUUGAAGCGAAUCUGUCCACUGCACGACGCAUGAAGCCUAUCCUGAGGCCAGGGCAUAAAUAUAAAAAUCCCAGAAUUCUCCUUUUGAGUCUUAUUCUUUUGUAUCAACUCUAGGCUAAAAUUGGAAAAGAAAAAAAUCACUCACCCUUUCUUCCCCUUUGGGAAAGAAAAAGUUUUUGCUUAUCUUUUGGUUCUGUGUUUUGGAUAUCUCUGAAUUCCUCAUGUCAGUCUGCCUUGAAAACAUAAGCAUGUAGUGAUGACGUGAGUCUCCAGUAGUUCUGUGAAGCAAGAUUUGUCUUCCUGCAGCCACCACUAGAGGGAGCUUAAGAGCUUCCUGCAUACUGUCUAUUCAUUGAACUCCAUAAUAACGCAGUAAGUGUCCUCUAGUGGCAGCUGCAGGAAGCAAUCCUGUUAUAUUUUGAAUCUAUGUCUACACAGGAGAGUUGAACCUCAGCCUCUAGCCACUGUUAAGAUAUAUUAAGAAAUUAAUCAACGCAUUAUGAUAUGAGGUGUUCAUUCACUUGAAGGAACCAGGCACCUCAUAGGCAGACUUGCAGAUCUCCAAAAUGCAGACCAGUAGGCAACUACCGCUUCUAGAGUAGGGAACAGACCGAAGUCAAGUGAAGAGCAGGCUUCUCACUUUUUGCUGGGAGUGACCUGUUACUGUUUUACCUUCCCGAUUUGUCACCUGUAACGUUCCGGAUUAUCAGAUCGCACAUUGUAUAAGAUUAUUCUUUAAGGUCAGAAAAGGAAGAUAUUGUGAUCUAUGUUACCUUGUAUAUAUCGCUGUUAUUUCUGAAGAAUCUGCUGUAAAGUGAAAAUGUAUACAUGCACCUAAUGUAUGGCUUAGUCUAUAAUGUCUUUGAAAGAAAAAGUAGACCGUUUUGCUGCCAUAUUGGCGUUGUUCAAAGGUAAAAUGCAAUUUGUUCACUUUUUAUUUGAGCCUCUAUAGAGGUAACUCGAGGACAACCGCUCUGGGGUCGGGUAACCCAUCAACCCAUCUUUGAGGUCCCGUUUUAACACAGGACCUAUGAUAUAUAUGGGUCUAUAAAGGCAAGAUGAGCGUUAAACAAGAUCUAAUUUCUACCAUACCAAAAAGCAAUAUGUUCUGUAUAACAUGCAAGUGUAGAUGUUUAGAGAGAACUUUUAUUUUAUUUUUUCUUAUAAACAUACUCCACAUUAUGGCUAAUUGUCCGUUUAUUGGGACAGUGUCCACAAUCCUGCUGGAAGCUACAGAUUCUGUGCUGAACUGGUCUGCUAAUUCUUCAGGUCCCACUUCUGGGACUGUGUGUUUGUCUUAGUACACUGGACACAUGGCAAACUCUAUCCUCAGAUAUAUGCUCUAAUGUAACAUGGAUUCAGUCUAGACUAGUUUCAUUUUUGAAAUUGGUAAAGUUAGUUGCAUGCGAAAGUGCAUUAGGUGACUAAGGCUGACUAUGCAGUAAAGGUAUCUGGCAGGCUGUUCUAUCAGAGGAACAGCCUGCAGGAGUUCACCGUAUCCAGCUUAGCCGGAUAGGGCCAUGCACCACCAGACUCCAUUGACUAUAAUGGUAUUCUACCGAUUUUCGGCAUGAAUGCCAGGUUUUCGGCCGGAUACCAUUCUGGUCAAUGGGCUGUGGAGGUGAACGGAAGUAUCCGGUCAGGCUGGAUCCAGUGAACUGGCAGGCUGAAUACCUUUACAGCAGUUGUGAAACUCUCAGAGUUUAUGGCAUAGAGCAGGCAUGCUCAACCUGCGGCCCUCCAGCUGUUGUAAAA